AUGAGCAUGGACGCAGCGGCGCUCAGCGCUGCAAUCAAAGAGAUGCAGGAAGCAAAUACCGCCGGCAAGAGCGACGACGUGGUGCGCCUCCUCAAGAAGUUCAAGACGGACGUUGUGGCUACUGAGGAUCUUUUGCGCCAAUCACGCGCCGGAAUCGCGAUCGGCAAGCUGAGAUCGCACAGCACACCAGCGAUCUCUGCGCUGGCCAAGGACGUCGUCAAGUUGUGGAAGGAGCAGGUGGAUGAGAACAAGCGGAAGCGGAAGCGUGACGACGAGGGCGCGCCGGAGGCGAAGAAGGCCAAGGCUAGCUCGGGCGAGCCAUCAAAGUCUCCUGCCGUGAAGAGCCCGUCGUCAAAGCCCGCCAGCAAGGGCAAGGAGGAGAAGAAGGAGGAGAAGAAGGAGGAGAGCGCGGACUCGGGCGAGCGGGAAAAGAGCAAAACGCCUGAGACGCUCGUCACGAUCGAACAUGGCCGCACGACGCCACGUACGGCCAAGUCGGACGGUGUGGACAAGACUCUCAAGAGCGACAACACCGAGGCCGCGAGCGAGGACGUGCGCGACCGCUGCGUUGUCAUGAUCUACGAUGCGCUCGCGAGCGACUCGAAUGCGUCCACAAAGACGCUGUCGCAGUGCGCCGUCGCCAUCGAGCGCGAGUGCUGCAAGCUCAUGAACUUUGACACGGGCAAGGCGUACCGCGCAAAAAUCCGCACGCUGUUCCUUAACCUUAAGGAUAAGGGGAAUCCGGCGCUGCGUAACGAGAUCGUGCUGGGUGUCAUGACGCCGGAUCGCGUCGUGCGGUUGACGAAGGAGGAGAUGGCGAGCGAGUCGAUGAAGGCCAUGAAUGAGCGCAUCCAGGAGCAGAACCUCUUCAACUCGAAGGGUGUUGGCGAGGUUCAGGCCGAAACAGACUCGUUCAAGUGCGGCCGCUGUGGACAGCGCAAGUGUGUCUACUUCCAGAUGCAGACACGCUCGGCCGACGAACCGAUGACUGUGAGUUGA
Messenger RNA from Cutaneotrichosporon oleaginosum, 999 nucleotides. RefSeq lists its product as uncharacterized. Gene Ontology annotation, biological process: transcription elongation by RNA polymerase I; DNA-templated transcription; regulation of mRNA 3'-end processing. Gene Ontology annotation, molecular function: zinc ion binding; RNA polymerase II transcription regulatory region sequence-specific DNA binding. NCBI's taxonomy places the organism in Eukaryota, Fungi, Basidiomycota, Tremellomycetes, Trichosporonales, Trichosporonaceae. The record is from RefSeq and is a predicted model, not a curated record. Gene Ontology annotation, cellular component: nucleus.